This is a messenger RNA of Moneuplotes crassus, 919 nucleotides long. The record is from the annotation of a GenBank genome assembly. NCBI's taxonomy places the organism in Eukaryota, Ciliophora, Spirotrichea, Euplotida, Euplotidae.
CUUAAAUAUAAAUGUAAACAAAAGGAGGAGGUACAACCCUUGCUACCAUGCUUGAACUGGAGAAUUAUGACAUCAGAAUUACACUCGGUACUGGAUCUUUUAGAAGAGUCCGUAUUGCCAAGGAAAAGAAAUCCUGAAGAUAUUUAGCAGCCAAAAUAUUGAAAAAGCAGAAAUUAUUAAAACGAAGCAAGUUGAUCAUAUUAUGAAUGAGAAUAAUAUUCUAGCCUCUAUUGAUCAUCCCUUUAUAAUCUCUAUGGAUAGCUUUACCCAAGAUGAUAAGCAUCUUUCCCUUGUUAUUGAAUUUGUGAGGGAAUGAGAGAUGUUCACUUAUUGAAGAGGAAUUGGAAAAUUUGAUGCUAAAAAGCCCAGUUCUACUCAUUCCAAGUCGCAUCGAUGUUUGAAUACUUUCACAAAUAUUCUUAUUGAUAAUCUGGGGUAUUUGAAGCUCACAGAUUUUAGAUUUACCAAAAUUGUUGAAUUAAGAAAUUACAUCUUGAGUGGAACCCUCGAAUACUUGGCACUAGAGAUGCUUCUUAACAAAGGACAUGGAACGCCAGAAGAUUGGUGAACAUCUAGAAUUAUAUUGAAUGAAAUUAUUGCUUGAAUUGACCCCUUCUCAGACAAAGACCCAAUGCUUAAUUUACCAAAAGAUUCUGAAAGAAAAAGCUGAUCUUUCCAAGAGGUACAGCAAAUUGAAGAGAAGAGUAAAUGAUAUCAAGGGUCACAGGUUCUACAAUGGCUCAAUUGAUCUCAGCUGCUUAAGAAAGAGGUUGAUCCACCGUAUAUUCUACCAACCAAAAGAGAAGGAGGUCCAGGAUGUUUCCCUCCAUACCCAGAUUCUGACACUGAGCCUCUAGCUGUAAAAGAAAGUGAAGAUCCUUUCUUAUACUGGUAAAUUUAUUUGUAGUAAUUGCCUAUA